Trypanosoma cruzi is the source of this 495-nucleotide messenger RNA. RefSeq lists its product as uncharacterized. Gene Ontology annotation, biological process: protein K69-linked ufmylation. The transcript has a single exon. The coding region runs from base 1 to 495 and encodes 164 amino acids. Gene Ontology annotation, cellular component: cytoplasm. Lineage: Eukaryota; Euglenozoa; Kinetoplastea; Trypanosomatida; Trypanosomatidae. The record is from RefSeq and is a predicted model, not a curated record. Gene Ontology annotation, molecular function: UFM1 conjugating enzyme activity.
AUGGAGCCCGCUGUGAAGGAGAGUGUCUCCCGCAUCCCGCUGCUCAAGACAAAGGCCGGCCCACGUGACAAUGAGAAAUGGACACAACGUCUGAAGGAGGAAUACAUGUCCCUUAUCAAGUACGUGGAGAACAACAAGGCAAGUGACAACCACUGGUUCCAGCUAGAGAGCAAUGAGGCCGGCACACGCUGGUACGGCACCUGCUGGGCUUACUACAAAAACGAGAAGUACGAGUUUAAGGUAAACUUUGACCUCGCCGUCACGUAUCCGCAAGCCCCACCAGAAAUUGCCCUGCCCGAACUGGAGGGCAAAACUGUUAAAAUGUACCGCGGGGGUAAAAUCUGCAUGACAACCCACUUUUUCCCCUUAUGGGCACGGAAUGUCCCUUACUUUGGCAUCAGCCACGCGCUUGCUCUCGGAUUAGGUCCGUGGCUUUCCGUUGAGGUGCCGGCUAUGGUAGAGGAGGGUAUUUUGAAGCCUACCAACAAAAAAUAA